Molecule: messenger RNA, 955 nt
Organism: Cryptomeria japonica (Japanese cedar)
Lineage: Eukaryota; Viridiplantae; Streptophyta; Pinopsida; Cupressales; Cupressaceae
Product: ethylene-response factor C3-like
Exons: 1
Coding region: 261-710 (149 amino acids)
Biological process (GO): regulation of DNA-templated transcription; ethylene-activated signaling pathway
Molecular function (GO): DNA-binding transcription factor activity; DNA binding
Source: RefSeq, a predicted model, not a curated record
UUAGCUUCUCCAUUUCUCUCAAAACAAUAUUUCUCCUGUCAACAAUAAUAGCUAGAGAUGGAAAGAUUGGGAUCCUCCUCCAUGAUACUUGAGAACGUAUGGGCCACUUUAGUUGCACAGGAAAACCCUUUCCCAGAUUCGCAACCUCAGGGCAGCGCUUUUAUCGCUUCUCUUCCCGCCUCAACAACAAAUUCCCUGGCACUGAAUCACUGCGACACCACUUUCGGGGACUCCAAUCUGAGCACCUGUGAAGAUGAUGUAUGUGUAAGACACUGAAUGAGUCGGACUUCAACGAUGUUUUAGAAAGACUAGUGAGCCUCAAACGAUGGCUGUCUGUCAACUGCGAAGUUCUUGACCUCGUCAAAGUGAAGAAUCAGUCGAAGAAGGGCAAUACUGCAGAAGAAGAGACCACAAAAAGAAGACGCUCAGGUGGAAAUGUGCCAUCGGCGGCGGCUCCUGGGAAGCGGUACAGAGGUGUUCGGCGGCGGCCCUGGGGAAAGUACGCAGCGGAAAUUCGAGACUCGACAAGACAGAGCGCCCGAAUUUGGCUUGGCACGUUUCUAACGGCGGAGGAGGCCGCCAUGGCGUACGACAAAGCUGCCCUUAAAAUGAGAGGCGCUCGAACUCAGUUGAACUUCCCAAUGGAAACAGUCGAACGGGCUCUCGUUCAGGAAUAUGUGAACUACAAACCGAUAAUUCCUCCGCUGUGAAAAUCGGCAAAUCACCGCAUAACGAGCGUAGGAAUUUCAGGACACGGUUUUGCCGACGGCAUUUGGACUUUUGGGUCUCGAUUUUUAUUUUUUUUUAUAUGUUCUCGGUCUUGUAUUGCAAAUUUGCAGCGUUCAAAGUGAUUCUCAAGCAGUGUCUGAGAGACUAUAUCUGUCUAAUAAGAGUGCAUGUUAGUGUAUCCAAAGUUGGUCAUGUCUUUAUAUUUGGUUUGUUUUAAUUUCAAGUC